AUGAGUAGUGCUUCAGAAAAUUCCACAAGUGAUUUUUUGACGGAGGAAGUUCCUGCAAAAAUUUCGUCCAACCUGAAAUUAAUGGAAAUUUUGGAAAGCUAUAAUAUUAUAUUUAAUAAAUCACAAGUUCCUAAAAUAAAAGAGAAAAAAGAACAAGCAUAUAAAGAAAUCCAUCAAAAAUAUAUUUUGCAAAUAGGAAGGGAUUUAACUGAGAAACAACUAAAAAGGAAAAUCCAAAAUAUGAAGACCGAGUUGAAGAAAAAGACGGACAAAACUGGAACGGGAAAUAAGAAAAUAAAUGUUAUGAAGAUGUAA
This is a messenger RNA of Psylliodes chrysocephalus, 315 nucleotides long. NCBI's taxonomy places the organism in Eukaryota, Metazoa, Arthropoda, Insecta, Coleoptera, Chrysomelidae. The record is from the annotation of a GenBank genome assembly.